AUGCAGAUCCGCCCCCAUCAUGGCCUGCUCGGCCAGCUUGCCAUCUCGAUACUGGCAGCCUGGGCCAUCCCGACCAUCACCCUGAUGCCGGCGAGCGUAUCGGCCGCGCCUCCUAUGCCCCAGGCGUUUCCCGGCUUCAACAUGAACGCCUUGGCUGGCGCCGCGGAAGAUGAGGCCGAACCGCUGCUUCACAGUGCAAGCACAGUGUUGGACCUGGACGCCGCCGCGUACCGCGACCGUCCUCGCGCCUUCACACAGCCGGGAGGAGGCUCCCGGGCAGACGUCGACCCAGCUGCGCUGCGGGUCCAGACCCAAGACUUCCUGCCGAGGUCCCCCGCUCAGAUGAACGCGCUGCUGGAAGAAGGGCAACGGCUGCUGCUCGAAGCCCCGACCCGAGUCGUGGCCAAACAACUCGUCGGUAUCGGCGGGCAAGAGCUGCGGCAGUGGCUCACACGGAUCUACCGCAUCCGCCUGGUCUAUUCGAGGAUCAUGACCUACGAAAGCCCAGAUGGCUGGAUCAGGCAUGGGGCGGUCAAGAUCACCGUGGUGCCCGACGACAAGGCCCUCUGGAGAAGGCUGUCGCUGGUGAGGGACUUUGAGCCCGACAACGCUGGCAGCGUGUCUGGCAGCGCUUUCCACGACCUCACCUGGCCAAUGCAGGACUUCCGCAUCGGCGAAUACCACAUCCACGCCCAUCCUGGCCGUGGAGGCGAGACGGGGUACAGGCUCAGGGCGUGGCUCAACGACCACCCCGUCAUCGCCUACUACCAAGGUCCGCCUACCGACCCGCCAAGGCCCCGGUGGAUUUUCAUUGGCAAGGUCGAGGCCGCUCGUCGUGAUGCCCGGCUGCACAGCACGCCGCUCGAGGCAUCGGCGCCGGCGCCUGAGGCAUCGACGGCGGACUGGUAG
This is a messenger RNA of Pseudozyma flocculosa PF-1, 909 nucleotides long. RefSeq lists its product as uncharacterized. The transcript has a single exon. The record is from RefSeq and is a predicted model, not a curated record. Lineage: Eukaryota; Fungi; Basidiomycota; Ustilaginomycetes; Ustilaginales; Ustilaginaceae. The coding region runs from base 1 to 909 and encodes 302 amino acids.